AUGGAGUGUUGGAAAGAUGAUAAGAUUUACAAAUCCUUCAAGGACACCUACAAGAUCGUAGCCUUCAUGAUGACAGUCGGCAUGAUAUAUCCGAACCCAAAAAACAUCAAGCUUCGAAUUACUGUGAUCUUGUUCGUGUUACUGAGCACAGCGCCGAUGUGUUUCAUAAUAUUGGUAGACAUCUACAACUCAUUCUGGAGAAGAGAUAUUUUCAACAUCAUAAGGCAUAGCACGAUCGUUGGACCUUUCUUUGGAGGACUACUCAAAAUGUUCAUAAUGCUGUACAAGACGGACACAGCGAAAGCAUUAAUGGAUGAAAUCGACAAAGACUAUCAGAAAUUUUGCAAACUACCAAAAAAUUACACAAAAAUCAUUGACAUCAGGAUAGCUGAUAAUAUAUUUUACAGCGAGAAAUGUUGGGUUUUGACUGUUGUUACAUGCACCAUGGUGUUCCCAGGAACCGCUGUUGUAACGACCAUAUACAACUGCCUAUUCUCUGACUGCCAAAAAGUCAUGAUACAUGAGGUCGCAAUCCCAUACAUAGAACUGGAAACUAAUUACCAAACGCCAGUUUAUGAGCCGAUGUUUGUGUACCAGUUAUAUAUAUGCGCUAUAUUCAUCGUAACUUUUGUUGGUUUGGAUGGUUUCUUUGGUCUGUGUGUUAAUCACGCCUGUCUGAAAAUGGAGUUGUAUUGUAAAGCUGUUGAAGAGGCUUUGGGUGGGGAUGACGAAGUGAUGAUGAGGAAUGCUGUCGUUGAAGUUAUACGGGAGCAGAACAGGACAGCGAGAUAUACUGAAUUGAUACAGGAGACUUUUAACAUAUGGUUGGGCAUCAUAUUGUUGGCUACUAUGAUACAGAUAGGAACUUGUAUGUUCAAAUUAAUAGAGGGCGGUGACAUGGAUUUUAAAUACAUUGUAUUCACUAUAGGGAUCAUAAUACAUAUUUAUCUGCCGUGUAGAUACUCGGCUAAGCUGAAAGAUAUGUCUACAGAUACAGCGACUCUUAUAUACUGUUCGGGCUGGGAACAUGUUCCUUCAAAGACUAUACGAAGAAUGAUACUAUUCAUGAUAGCCCGAGCCCAGAUCCCUACAGAAAUAACAGCUAUAAACAUAUUAAUAUUCGACAUGAAUCUGUUUGUCAGAAUAAUGAAUUCUUCAUAUUCAAUGUACACUUUACUUAGAUCUUAG
Molecule: messenger RNA, 1188 nt
Organism: Danaus chrysippus (African queen)
Lineage: Eukaryota; Metazoa; Arthropoda; Insecta; Lepidoptera; Nymphalidae
Source: the annotation of a GenBank genome assembly